CGAAGAGCUAGACCCAAGUGCUAACGUUAAUGCUAUCUAAUGUCAGCUGGUUUAAGUUGGCUAAUUUAUGUUGUCGUCAACAGUAACUAUAUUAAACUUAAACAACUGAAUUUAUUAAGUAACAUUAGAUAUGUCGAACGUGGUCGCUUUAAACGUAAACAUGGUUUGGUUGGAAUUUGUUAGCCACUAGCUUCAGUCGAGUUCAACGCUUAAACGUUAAUCUUACAAGGCCUUUGAUUUCAGUGCCUAGCUAACUAUUAACUUACACCACUGAGACCACGGUGAAAAGUCACAAGAAGAAUACAGGAUAACAACCGCGUCUGUAGCCUUACACCCCACUCUUGUAUAACUAGCUAACGUCAUGGGUCAUGCUAUCAGGUUUACAAAUAAAGCUGGCGGUAACGUUAGUCCUUGCUGGCGGUAACGUUAGUCCCGCUACCAACUCAUGUUGCAUGUUUUGAGGAAGUUCAUCGUAGUCUAUUGUUGUUAACGCACACCACACCAGCAUGAUUGUUCUCCAUGAUUGACAUGAAGCCUCCAAUAUCCCGUGCUAAAAUGAUGUCUGUAACAAAGUCAGCCAUCAAAGCUAUCAAGCUUUACAAACAUGUUGUCCAGAUAGUUGAAAAGUUCAUCAAGAAGUGCAAGCCAGAAUUAAAAGUCCCUGGUUUGUAUGUGGUUGAUUCCAUCGUUCGACAAUCACGCCAUCAGUUUGGUGUUGACAAGGAUGUAUUUGGGCCUAGAUUCUUGAAGAACUUCACAGAUACCUUCCAAAAUCUUUAUCGCUGCCCAGAGGAUGAUAAGAGCAAAAUUGUCCGUGUCCUGAACCUCUGGCAGAAGAAUGGUGUGUUCGACAUGGACAUCAUUCAGCCUCUGAUGGAUAUGGCAAAUGGAGCCAUUGUACCUCCACCUGCAUUGGAAGUUCCUGCUGACCCCCAACCACAGAUACAGCCUCCUAUCACAAGUGCCUCAACUGUGACUGCUGUGCCCCAGCUACCCACUCCUGAUGCCUUAGCUGCUGUGGCACAGCUGUUUCAGUCCCCCCAUGGUCAGGAGCUACAGAGGAUGCUCCAAAACUUCCAGCAGACAGAUAAGACCCUGGCAACAACAAUCGCAAACGACAUACCACACCCUCCCCAGAUGCCUGUGGCCCAGCUCAAACCGUACAGUGCACACACAGAAAAGAAAAGCUCUUUAGCUGAGAAACUCCUUGAUCGUUUUGACUAUGAUGAUGAACCUGAGGAUAUAACUCCUAAAGACCAGAGUGCCCAGUCACAAUGCAUUCCUGAAAAUGUAUUUAACCAGUUUCCUGGUCAGAUGCCCAACACAGAGAACGUUCAUCCACAUAUGAUGGGACAGACUGGUGGUAUAGAGCAAGGUGGAGGAAUGAGUCAUGGUGAACAUUAUAUGAUGCCAGAUGGAUGUCAUUCCAUAAAUGAGGCAUAUUCACAAUCGCGGGGAAAUUCAAGAGAAGACUCAAAUAUGAGACGGGAGAGUAGACACAGAGGCUAUGGCAGGAGAUCAAGAUCCAGAUCUGGUUCCAGAUCUCCCAGGAGAAGACGGUCAAGAUCUUCAUCCCGCUCAAGAAGGUCAAGGCAUCAACGCUCUCAUUCUCACUCCAGAGAACAGCGCUGGAGAUCUCGCUCUCGUUCUCAAGACAGGAGCGAAAGAGAGAAGGACAGAGAGCGCAGACAGAAAGGUCUUCCCAGUAUAAAAACCCAGACACUCAGCGUUUGCAGCACUACGCUUUGGGUUGGGCAGCUAGACAAGAAAACUCAGCAAUCUGAUGUGAUGUCCCUUUUGGAAGAGUUUGGCCAGAUUGAGUCCAUCAAUAUGAUUCCUCCGAGGGGUUGCGCCUAUAUUGUUAUGGUUCACAGACAAGAUGCCUAUACAGCUUUAAACAAGCUCAGUAGGGGGUCAUACAAAGUCAAUCAGAAGCCAGUUAAGAUUGCUUGGGCUUUGAACAAAGGUAUAAAAUCGGCCCACAAAAAGUUCUGGGAUGUGGAGCGGGGAGUUACCUACAUUCCCUGGAGCAAAGUCAAAUUUGAGGAGUUGGAGAGCUAUCGGGAAGGGGGUAUGCUGGACACAGAGACACUUAAUCCAGAGUGGAAUAAUGCCAUGGACCUCAAUAAGCAGGCAGCUGUAAAUGGAGCAUUGGAAAGUGUACCAGCAGAUGGAACGGUCACUGCUCACAUUCAGGUGCCAGCGGUUCAACUGGCAGCACCCAUUGGGAGUCCACCUGCUUUCCCUGGUCCCAUCAUGCUGUCCCCUACAGCCAUGCCUCAUGGAGGAGCCCCGUUCAUCCCCACUGAGUUUGACCCUACGAACUUGGCACCAGCAGGCAGUGUAAAACCUCUAGAGGACUCCAUCCAGGAUCCUAAAAGAGACAAAGGCACACCUUCAGAUGUAGGAAGUGACAACCAGCUGGGCUCUCCUUCAGCAACGGCGAUGACCAUGUCAGGCCCAGCAGCCAUACAGAGUCCCAGACCGGGUAUGCCGCCUCUGCAGCCUCACCCUGGCAUGGGAAAUCCUCAUCUACCUCCAUUCCUCUCACCUCCCAACAUGCCACACAUGCCCCCGCAAAUGAUGCCCGGCGGACCCAUGUUUCGACCGGAGAGGUUCAGAAUGCCCAUGCCCUUCCCUCCUCGUGGCCCUGCUUUCCAUCGACAUCCUUCCAUGGGACCAGAGGGCAUGGACGACAGGGAAGAGAGGCACUUCCGAAAUGGGAGGCCGGGGUUCGGGUGCCCACCUUUCCACAGAGGGAGGUGGUAGAGGUUGACCUGGACCUGAGGGGAGAGGACGCUAAAACCACUGUGACAGAUACUAAUGAACAUCGGGACGUCUGAUUCAACAAGUACUGAUGUGAACCACUGGGAGUGCCGAAGCUUGUGUUCAGACUUUAUUUUACACCACCAGAACCUUUUCGUAGUUACGAAUAAACAGUGAAAAACGAGAAAGGGUGUUCUGAAUGUGGUCCAUGCUCCGUAGAGUUCAACAGAGAAGAGACUUUGCUGUAAAUACUGUAUGUGCUUGUAGCUGUUUACUAUCUUUUUGUAUAUUUGAAGUUGUGUAGUUUAUGCUUAAGUCUGUAAUCUUGGUAGUUGGUUUAAAAAAACAAAACAAAAAAAAAAACAAAGUCUGUAUUUUUGAGCUUAUUCCCUCACCAGAGUUUUUGUGUAUGGAAGAAGACUGUUUAAAAAAAAAAA
Molecule: messenger RNA, 3203 nt
Organism: Xiphias gladius (swordfish)
Lineage: Eukaryota; Metazoa; Chordata; Actinopteri; Istiophoriformes; Xiphiidae
Product: SR-related and CTD-associated factor 4-like
Exons: 18
Coding region: 520-2769 (749 amino acids)
Biological process (GO): negative regulation of termination of RNA polymerase II transcription, poly(A)-coupled
Cellular component (GO): nucleus
Molecular function (GO): RNA polymerase II C-terminal domain phosphoserine binding; RNA binding
Source: RefSeq, a predicted model, not a curated record